This is a messenger RNA of Lathyrus oleraceus (garden pea), 525 nucleotides long. RefSeq lists its product as uncharacterized. The transcript has 3 exons. Bases 1 to 525 code for a protein of 174 amino acids. NCBI's taxonomy places the organism in Eukaryota, Viridiplantae, Streptophyta, Magnoliopsida, Fabales, Fabaceae. The record is from RefSeq and is a predicted model, not a curated record.
AUGGGCAGUGGAAAUAGUAGCUCGGUUGUAGUAGAUGCAACUGAAGCACAAAGGAACAUGUAUAGAGAUAUGAGGAAGAAGGAUCAGAAAGCUAUAUUCUACAUCCAUCAUUUAGUCACUUUGCUGCUGACUAAUGGUAAAAAAAAAUCAAAAGAAGAAAAUAUAGCCAAAGGAGAGUUUGAUAAUGAUGAAAUUGUGUUAUUGAUUGCUUCUGAGUCUGAUGGUAGGUAUUUGGUAGACUGGUGGUAUAUGUACACUGGCUGCUCAAAUCACUUAACUGGAAACAAAUUAUGGCUGAUUAAUUUUGACUAUAGAAAGAGGACAAAGAUCAUAUAUGCUGAUGAUAAGUAUCUGAAUGCUAAAGGAAUGAGAAAUGUCAAGGUAAAAGUGAAGAAUGGUAAAAUUGUUCUGAUCAAGGAUGUUUGGUAUGUUUAUGGCACGAAGAGAAAUACGACGAGUGUAGGUCAGCUAAUUGAGAAAGGGUUUUUUAGUUACUAUGCAGGACAAUCUCUUGAGGUUGUAUAA